Messenger RNA from Medicago truncatula (barrel medic), 1623 nucleotides. RefSeq names its product probable inactive purple acid phosphatase 16. NCBI's taxonomy places the organism in Eukaryota, Viridiplantae, Streptophyta, Magnoliopsida, Fabales, Fabaceae. Gene Ontology annotation, molecular function: hydrolase activity, acting on ester bonds. The coding region runs from base 199 to 1371 and encodes 390 amino acids. Gene Ontology annotation, cellular component: cytoplasm. The record is from RefSeq and is a predicted model, not a curated record. The transcript has 5 exons.
AAAGAAUGAAUGAGACGGAAAGAAUAUACUAGAAUCAUUCGAAUUCGAACUUAAUAGCGGUAGCUGAAAUGAUUCCCAAACUCAACGACGGUAAUUACCAUGACAAAGGGUUGAUUGAUAAGGGCGUUUUUGUCACUUUAAUUGCGUAAUGCAACCAACGCACGCACCCUUCUUCUAACAAAGGUUUCUGUUGAAUCUAUGGAGACUUGUGGAAGCUCAUGGUUAUGGAAGAGGUUUCUUCUAUCAUCACUAUUUCUCUUUGUAUUCUCCACCAUUGGAUCGUCAUCCCAUCAAACAUCUUCAGCCAUACGAUUCAAACUGGCUCAAGCUGCUGAUGCGGAGAGGCAGGUUAUGAUGCGAGCAGGUGCACCGUUUAAGGUUGCGUUGUUUGCGGACCUGCAUUUUGGGGAGGACGCGUGGACUGACUGGGGCCCACUUCAAGAUGUAAACUCCAUCAAUGUCAUGAAUACGGUGCUCCACCAUGAAACUCCAGAUUUUGUAAUAUAUCUUGGUGAUGUCAUUACUGCUAACAAUAUAAUGAUUGAAAAUGCAAGUUUGUAUUGGGAUCAAGCAACCUCUCCAGCAAGAAAUCGAGGCAUUCCUUGGGCUAGUGUAUUCGGAAACCAUGAUGAUGCUCCAUUUCAGUGGCCAUUGGACUGGUUCUCUGCUCCUGGAAUUCCUCCAAUUCAUUGUCCUCAAACCAGUGCUUCAUGUUCAGGAGAAGAUGAAUGUAGCUUCAGAGGAACAGGAAGACUGGAGCUGAUGAAAAAUGAGAUCAAGUAUAAUGCAUCGUUUUCUAGCUAUGGUCCAAGAAAACUUUGGCCUAGUGUAUCAAAUUAUGUUCUUCAAGUUUCCUCGCCAGAUGAUCCGCAAUCACCAGUUGCUUUCCUCUACUUCCUAGAUUCUGGUGGUGGUUCCUAUCCAGAAGUCAUAUCCAGUGGCCAAGCAGAAUGGUUUCUAAAGAAAUCUGAAGAAAUUAAUGCUGACUCUAGAGUUCCUGAGAUUAUUUUCUGGCAUAUACCAAGUAAGGCCUAUAAGGCUGUGGCACCUAAGUUUGGCAUACGAAAGCCUUGUGUUGGUUCAAUCAACAAGGAAAAAGUCGCUGCUCAAGAAGGUGAAAUGGGUAUCAUGGAUCUUCUUGUGAAAAGAACCUCAGUCAAGGCAGUAUUUGUAGGACACGACCAUGGAUUGGAUUGGUGCUGCCCAUACAAGAAACUAUGGCUAUGCUAUGCUAGGCAUACUGGCUAUGGUGGCUAUGGAAAUUGGCCUAGAGGAGCUCGGAUUUUGGAGAUCACUCACAAUCCCUUUUCUCUACGAUCAUGGAUAAGGAUGGAGGAUGGCAAUGUUCACAGUGAAGUUGUCUUGAGCUGAUACUUGAAUGUUAAUUGCUGCAAGUUUAGCUAAUGCCUAUACAAGAUCAAUGACAUAUGUGGAAAAUUUGGCAAAGUAUUUAAUUAAACUGUUGUAAUUUGAUAAUAUUACAAUGGUCUAAAGAAAAAAAAGUUGUAAGUGAAAUUUUAGAAUCAUAACUCGUGAACAAAGUUGUAAGCAAGAAUUUACGUUUGCCAAAUUUUUGUAAAUAGAGAAAACCAAAUCGGAGGAAAUCACGCCAAUUUGCAGAAA